This is a messenger RNA of Bemisia tabaci, 3088 nucleotides long. It is a transcript of the gene hfp, whose product is annotated as Poly(U)-binding-splicing factor hfp. The record is from RefSeq and is a predicted model, not a curated record. Gene Ontology annotation, molecular function: RNA binding. Lineage: Eukaryota; Metazoa; Arthropoda; Insecta; Hemiptera; Aleyrodidae. Gene Ontology annotation, biological process: regulation of alternative mRNA splicing, via spliceosome; mRNA splice site recognition; alternative mRNA splicing, via spliceosome. Gene Ontology annotation, cellular component: precatalytic spliceosome; catalytic step 2 spliceosome.
AGCCUCCAUCUUUAAAUUUGUUUCUGGAAGCUUUCAAUUUUCUCGUGUCCAGUUCAGUGUUUAAGCCUAGUUUUUCUCCCAAAUUUAAAUUUUUUGCGUAUUUAACUGGUCCAGCUAAACUAUCACUACCACCGGUUGUUGUUUCGUAACCUGUCGCACCCUAAUCUUAAUCCCUUAGUUCAUGUUGUGUCGUUCGUGAUCGCGUUCUCAUGGCCUAGAAGCCAUUUUCUGUUGACGGGCUUUCCCAAUACAACCAAAUAUCCUCUAACAGCUCGGUUUUACGAUCGUUGUCCGUUAUCUCAUUAACUUCUAAAGCAAGUGAUUCCUUUAAGUUUCAGAAUUGUGUAGCUCACCCUGCUGAUCACCAUGAUGAACGGCGGAGUUGGAGUGCCUCUACCCCCGCAACCACCGAUGCAAGCUAUGAUGCCCCCGGGAGGUGCAGUUCCUUAUCCACCCACACAAAAUGGAGAUGGUCCACCCCCAAUGAAACAGGCCAGACUUGAAAACGGUGUCGCUGCGCCAUUCCUUGCAGCUCCAAUUUACGAUGUCAACCAGACGGGAGCUCUUGUUCCUGGUCCUGGCUCUAGAUCCGGGUUAAUCGGGAUUCUGAGUGCGCCACUACCGAAGCUGUCCCAUGACCAACAAGACGCAGUGAACAAAGCAAAGAAGUAUGCUAUGGAGCAGAGUAUUAAGAUGGUGCUAAUGAAACAAACCCUUGCACACCAACAGCAGCUUUUAGCCAAUCAGAAGAACCAAUUCCAAAGACAGCAAGCGCUAGCUCUAAUGUGCAGGGUCUAUGUAGGAAGCAUAAGCUUUGAACUGAAAGAAGACACCAUCAGGCAAGCUUUCUUGCCAUUUGGACCUAUAAAAUCAAUAAAUAUGUCGUGGGAUCCUGUCACGCAGAAGCACAAAGGUUUCGCUUUUGUUGAGUACGACAUUCCAGAAGCCGCUCAGCUGUCCCUAGAACAAAUGAACGGUGUCAUGCUCGGAGGACGUAAUAUUAAAGUCGUUGGUCGUCCGAGUAAUAUGCCGCAAGCACAAUGUGUAAUUGACGAAAUCACAGAAGAAGCCAAACAGUAUAAUAGGAUUUAUGUUGCAUCUAUUCAUCCUGAUCUUUCAGAAGAUGACAUCAAGAGCGUGUUUGAAGCAUUCGGCCCCAUAAAGAGUUGUAAAUUAGGGCAAGGAAGCUCUCCUCAUCGGCACAAGGGCUACGCGUUUAUUGAGUAUGAAACCAAAAAUGCUUCGCAAGAAGCAAUUGCAUCCAUGAAUUUGUUUGAUCUCGGUGGACAAUACUUAAGAGUUGGUAGAGCUAUCACUCCGCCUAAUGCACUCCAUGGUCCAUCCACCUCUACAAGUCACAUGCCAACGGCAGCAGCUGUCGCAGCAGCAGCAGCAACCGCCAAAAUCCAGGCAAUGGACGCAGUAGCCUCAAACACACUUAUUGGUUUAUCUAAAUUAGGUCAACUAAAUCCAGGUGCAACAAUCCCAGCAACCACAGUUCCUGGUCUACAAACACUAGCCCCAGUAUUACAAGCAGUUCCCGGUCAACUCCCUGUGGGUGCCGCAAUCCCACCUCCUGGCAUCGCCAUUCCACAACAAAUUAGAGCCCCUGUUCCUAUUAUACCUGUAGGCCAACCCCUAAUAGCACCACCAACGGUAGUAAAUCCAGUGUUGUCGCAAGGUUUGCCUAAUAUGAAUAACCCAGAUGCUCUUCGAAGGGCGCAAGAACAAGCUCAGCAAAAACAACAGGAAGAACUACAAAAGAAGUUACUAGAGGAAACGGAACCACAGACCCUGCAACAGCAAGAAAACAUGAGCAUCAAGGGGCAAAGUGCGAGACAUUUAGUUAUGCAGAAACUAAUGAGGAAAGUAGAGAGUCGGGUCGUUAUCCUGAGGAAUAUGGUUGGGCCUGAAGAUGUUGACGAAACUUUACAAGAAGAAAUUCAAGACGAAUGUAGCAAGUAUGGUUUAGUACAAAGAGUAAUUAUUUAUAAUGAAAAGCAAUCUGAAGAAGUUGACGAUCACAAUGCUGAAGUAAUAGUGAAAAUAUUUGUGGAAUUCUCGCAGAUGAGAGAGGCUGAAAAUGCGAGAGACGCACUGAACGGGAGAUUUUUCGGUGGCCGACUAGUUAAAGCUGAACUUUAUGACCAAGCGCUGUUUGACCACAGUGACUUCUCUGGCUAAUUUCUUUUUUAAAGCAAAAUUAUCUUGCUUUGACUACUUGAUCUUCAUCCCCAUGGAUAGACUUAAUGAUUUUUAAUGACGCUUACGGACAGUGUCCGACCACUUGUACUAUCUGGUGUUUUUGCAAGUAUUAUUGAAGUACGAGUGAUGUAGCCUAAGUGGCUAUGUGAAGGAUGUGUCUGCUUUUAGUUGAGGUGAAAUGAGUUGACGUGUGCAAAUAAAUCUGCAAGACAUAUUUCCGUUUUUGCUUUUUCCGAUUUUUUGUACAAAUUUAUAAAUCCUUGAAGCAAAAAUGGGGCGUAAAUAGUUGUAGACAAAUAGACGGUGUAAAUGUUUCUAAGUAGAAAUUUAGAGAUUAUGGCAAAAAGGCGGAAGUCCUAGGUUUGGUAUUGGUCGUGAUACAAGUAUUUAGUAGCAAAAUAAUGAUAUUUUCUGCUAUAAGACAAUUAAUUCCAUACCAUUCGCAACAAAUCUACCUUUCCUCCUUUUCUGUUGUGGGCUGAAAUCUAGAUGAAAAUGUAAACUAUUUUUAAAAAAAAUCAAUGUUUGAAAAUUUUGAUUUUUUUUCUCUUUUACUAUUUUUUGAAGAGUAGCUGGAAGCAGGAUGUAUCCUGAGUUUAACUUAAAUUCAAAUUUAUGCUCUGCACAAAUUUUCUUUUUUUGGACUUCCGUUUUUUUUUUUUGUAUGCCUCAUUUCAAGUAUGUAACCUCAAAGGUCCAGAUAAUCUAAGUUUUUGAUCGUAUAUGUUCAUCUUGUGUAUUAAUUUAUGGAAUCCCUGUUUAAUUUUACUACUGUCCAUCCAAACUGUAAGUCAUACACCCAAAGUUGUACAUUACCAUUAACAUUACUUACUAGAGUUGCAUUUAAUUUUUAAUAAAAUCUGUAAAAAUUGACUACUUAGAA